AUGUCAGAAACAAAAUUUCUAGAAGAGAAAGAAUACAUCCGGAAACUUGGUGAUUUUGCACUGCGGGAGUAUAUCUACAGUAGAGACAAGACAGCGUGUUUGAAGAGGUCAGUACCCAGGGAAACCAUGUUGCUCCAAGCUUUGGAAUUGGCACGAGCAGGUCCCGCCUCGCAGCUUGCCACCUAUCACACUACGCCUCACCCCGACCCAGGACUCAGGCGCUCGCUCCGCAACAAACAGCUUGUUAGAUCCCGCCCAGUCAAACUUUCCCAAACAGAAGCCCGUGGUAUCGAAGACCUUGAAUCAAAGCCAGUCAUCUCAUCUGCGGUCAAGGCUGUCCAAAAAGUCCAGUCUAUCAAGAUGUCUUCCGGAAAAAUGAAACCCAAAAAAGAUCUGACCGACCGAUCCUCACCCAAAGUGAAAACUACCCCUAAGGCGCAUUGGGGGGGAGGAAGUUCCAGUGCCAUCGAUCUGAGCGACAUGAUGGUCAGGCCGGGCGAUCUGAAGCUUAGCCUUGGCCCAAAAAGCUCAUUUCUUUCCCCAUCGCUAGUGGCGGCCGCGGAGAAUCUUAGAAUCAAUCCUUCAGCUAGUGAUACUGCGUGCUCCAAGUUUGUUGAAGAUCCCUCCAGACACCGUCCCCAUAAGUCAUACACGGCAACAGUUUCAGCCCAAAGUUCACUUGGAAGUGACUCCGCCGCAUUGAUCUUUCCGGAAGACAGGACCAAACAUUAUCAAUUAUCUCCCGUCCCCACUGUUUCAGCCUCGCAUCCCCAUAUAUCGCAGAAGCAUUCUGGAAAACUUCCUCUUGCAAAAUCCGCAGCUGACAGGUACCGUGACGCCAUCCCAAACAAAGAAACAUCAUCUGGAUCCACACUGACUCCCUAUCAUUCUCGUAGUUCUCAAAGACAGCCCUCUCAACCCCCUCAAUCCCGUCAUCACUUGGCCGCUUCAAGUGCAAGCACGAGGGUUUCGAAGAAGCAUUCACUCAAAAUCCCAUCACCAAUCAGAGUCCCCACAGACUCCCUGGAAAGUUUCCCAUUUCAAGCAAUGUUGCAAGCAGAAGCAGCUGAACGUAAGGCGGUAGAUUAUUUGAAAGAGGGAAACCGCUGGGAUAAUUUUAUAUCCGGCAGAACAUCCGACGGACUAAAUCCUCAUUCCAGUGAGCCAGGAAGUGACUUGAUUCACCUCGAAGCAUGCCUGCAGGAAGAAACCUUGAAAAGAGAAGACCAUUUGGAAUUGGAGCGAAUCCAGAAAUGCAAGAAUUUUGUGCAAGAGAAAGGACCCCUUUUACUUGCCCAUCUGAGGCCUCGAAAUUCGUUACUUCCAAGACGUCCACCUCUGAGUCUCCUCUGUCACAUGGACGGAACCGAACAUCUCCAGCUCGUUGAUACCUCCCACGAGAGAAUAAUAAUUGAGGCGUUCUUAAUCCAUGUUUCACCAUCUAGCUUGGAAGCAGAAGCAGUGGAACGUGAAAGAAGUGAAACUUCCAAGCAGCCACCAACCGCUGUCUCACCCAAAAACUCGUCCAAUCAUCACGAGAUAGUCAAUCCCAUUGUGAACAAUCAUGCGACGAAAUCAAUCCAAGCUGGCCAAGACUCAUAUGGUCAACUUCUACUUGACACUGAUGAAAUGACUGAUCAUGCCAAUGCCGCCCAACAAAUCAACAACACUUACAAUUCAUCUGUAUUCCGAGAAUUGGCUUCCCUGGGUCCCAUAUAUCCAGAAAAUGGUGUGCGACCCAGAUUAGGCGCCUCACCCAUUUCUCCAAAGUCUAAACCAGCAUUUGUCCGUCUGCUUCCCCCUUCGGAUAAUCAAUCGACGCCCACCGGGACCAAACUGUCGUACAAAGCUGAUACAAUGGAAUCUAAGUGGUCGCUGGACCCUACUUGGACCUUUGAGAAGGCUAACGAGCGCCUGCCCCCUGUGUCAUUUGGCACCCACUCUUGCCCCCCCUCUCACUCCUCACUGCCAUCGGUAGAUGUCCCACCGUUGGUAGAAGUAUCAAGCAAUCACGAAUGCGGAGAGCUGACUGGAAUAUAUGUGUCAGCCCCAUCUUCCCCGCUCCUGAAGGAUUUAGGUAUCGAGUUGAUGACUUUGAAUUCACCUGGUGAGCCCAAUAAAAUUUUACGCAUUGUGAUUCUGUGGUCUGAUUAUAUUGUUACAAUGACCGCAUCCUAA
Molecule: messenger RNA, 2178 nt
Organism: Melampsora larici-populina 98AG31
Lineage: Eukaryota; Fungi; Basidiomycota; Pucciniomycetes; Pucciniales; Melampsoraceae
Exons: 7
Coding region: 1-2178 (725 amino acids)
Source: RefSeq, a predicted model, not a curated record